Messenger RNA from Nanorana parkeri, 1905 nucleotides. RefSeq names its product mitoguardin 1 (gene MIGA1). Lineage: Eukaryota; Metazoa; Chordata; Amphibia; Anura; Dicroglossidae. Gene Ontology annotation, biological process: mitochondrial fusion. Bases 1 to 1905 code for a protein of 634 amino acids. The record is from RefSeq and is a predicted model, not a curated record. The transcript has 18 exons.
AUGGCCUCGUUAGAAGACACCGUUUCAGAGACGCCGCACCCAUUAAAAAUGGCGGGUCAGAGCCUUAUCGAUUUUCCUCUAACUUGUUACAAUUCUAUCAUACAGCUAAGAUCUUAUCCAGGGCUGAAAAAAAUUCUUGUAGCAACUGCAUUGGGCACAAUAUCUGCUAUUUUUCUGGCCCAUCACUUCAGAAGACGAAGAAAGAAGACCUCAGUCCCAUCGUGGGAGCCACGUCAGCUCCUUCUAGAUUGCACUAAAACCGUGGCCUUAGAGAAAGAUUCCAGUUGUUCAAGUAGCAAGCAGAAUCUGACCCUGUCUCUGAACUCAGUGAAGGGUUCCCUGUUGCACAUGAAUGGUGGAUUCUACAGUAAAUAUUCGGGAUCUCCUCAGAGUUUGGCUUCAGUAAGGACUGAGCACAGCUGCGUGUGUAUAAAUUCCAGCUCCUGGGAUAAGACUGAAGAAGAGGAGAUGAAACUUGUAAACAUCCCAGUCACCACUCCAGAGAACCUCUAUCUGAUGGGAAUGGAGCUGUUUGAAGAAGCCUUGCAACGGUGGGAGCAAGCACUGACUUUUCGGAAUAGACAGGCUGAAGAUGAGGCCAGCUGCGGUUCUAUCCGGCUGGGGGCAGGGGACGCUAUUGCUGAGGAAAAUGUAGAGGAUGUUAUAAGUGCUGAGUUCAUCCAUAAACUGGAAGCCUUACUGCAACGUGCGUACCGCCUUCAAGAGGAGUUUCAGACCUCGUUUGGGGCGUCCGAUCCAACAUCAUUGGCUAAUGACAUUGAUGACGAUACAGAUAUCAUAUUCAUGGACAACGAAGGUGAUUUUGGCACGAGAGACACUCUGAGCAUUGCUUCACCAGACUCUUUCUCCUCAGCUAUGGAGCUGGCAGACCAAAGAGAGCUGUGCAGGGGGAAUAGCAUGCAGUCACUCUACCACUGCCCUCUGUAUGAAGAAGCAAUGUGCCUGUCUGAGGAAGGUGGGAUUCCAUGCAGGGCACUCAGGACAGAACUGCUGGAAUGUGGAGGGGACAGCGACUUUCUUGCUAAGCUCCACUGCAUCCGUCAGGCCUUCCAGAUGAUCCUUUCAAAAACCCACAACAGGAUGUUUUUGGUUGAUUCUGGUAGAAAAAUUCUGUCUACACUUAUUGUGCGAGCAAAAAAGAAUCCUAAGAAGUUUGAAGAUGCAUAUGAUGAGAUGAUGCAUUUCUUGGAGCAGCCAGAGACAUGGGUACAUACUGAGAUGGAGCUGUUCUCUCGGGGAGUGAGAAAUAUAAACUUCUAUGACGUUUUCCUGGACUUUAUUGUGAUAGAUUCUUUGGAAGAUCUGGAAAAUCCACCCUUAUCAAUACAGAACGUUGUGAAAAACCGUUGGCUAAACUCCUCCUUCAAGGAAACAGCUGUGACGUCCAGCUGCUGGUCGGUGCUCAAGCAGAAGAAGCAACAAAUAAAGGUGCCUGAGGGAUUCUUUGCCCAUUUCUAUGCAGUCUGCGAGCACAUAAGUCCAGUUUUGGCCUGGGGAUUCCUGGGACCCAGAAAUUCACUAAAUGACCUUUGCUGCUUCUAUAAGGUUCAGGUUCUGCAUUUCUUGAAGGACAUAUUUGAUCUGGAGAAGGUCUGCUAUUCCAGUGUGGAGAGUCUGUCGGAAGACAUUUUGCAGUGUCUCCAGCACCGCAUGGAGCUGCUGGAGGCUUUUUUAAGAAGAGACUCAUCCAAAGCCCUGUAUUUCCCAUCCCACUUAUACAAGGAACACAUGGAGCCUGUGGCUCUAGUUCAAGGUGAAUGUUUAAUAUUCAGUUUCCUCUUUUACAUGAUCGGCUUAAAGGAGAACUCCGCCUAUACGUUUUUGGUGGCGGGUGGUGAAGAAAAGGAAAAAAAAUUUGUUCCGGGUCAGAUACUUGGAAAGUAA